AUGAUCAAAACAAUAUCACUCGUUUUCUUCCUCUUUCUGCUCGUAGACUUCAGUAUCUGCUCAAGAAUAAUAAAAAAACUUCAUUUUUAUAACAAUCAAGUGAGGAAGAAUAGGGACGUUAUGUUUGACGAAGACUCGGCAUCAGAACAGGAUGAGAAACCAAGGAAUUUAUUCGAGGAGAGAAAACGUCUCAUGCAGGAACGAAUUAAUAGUGUGAAGCAAAGUAUGCUUAAUUUGCGCAUUAGAUUGCGUGAAACUACCACUGAAGUGCACCGUAUAUUCGACCGCGUUACGUAUUUGCAAAACAUCGCAGAUCAAGAUGCGGAAAAUUUGAUAAUCGAGUUGGAAGAAUCACGAAGAAUCCGCCAAAAAAAGAUUCUCGAGAACAGAAUUCUUCUGGAAAGAUCGAAGUGCAUCUUGGAUGAAUCCUUGAGUCUGCUGACGAAAUUUGAAGAAUUUGUUAUAAAUGGUCGUGAGCGGCAGCAACCUCCUUCAUUAUCCUCGGCAUUAACAAAUGACAACAAAAAUUAA
This is a messenger RNA of Brugia pahangi, 531 nucleotides long. The record is from the annotation of a GenBank genome assembly. Lineage: Eukaryota; Metazoa; Nematoda; Chromadorea; Rhabditida; Onchocercidae.